Messenger RNA from Rotaria sp. Silwood2, 531 nucleotides. NCBI's taxonomy places the organism in Eukaryota, Metazoa, Rotifera, Eurotatoria, Philodinida, Philodinidae. The record is from the annotation of a GenBank genome assembly.
AUGUUUAAACACCGUUUUAUUCGUUUCGCUGUCUGCCUGGGUAAGCCUGAAGGAUUUCGUCAAUCGAUCAUUGUUGCAACAAAGUUUCGUAAUAGCAUGCCACCACAUGGUGUCAAUGAUACUGGAGCCAGUCGUAAGCAUAUAUUUGAUGCAGUCGAAGCAAGUUUAAAGAGGCUGCAAACGAACUACAUCGAUCUAUAUCAAAUUCAUACACCCGAUGAAGUGACAUCAUUACGUGAAAUAAUGCGUGCAUUGAACGAUCUAGUUCGACAAGGCAAAGUACAUUACAUUGGCUGUUCAAAUUUUACUAGUUGGCAAAUUCAAAAAGCAAAUGAUAUUGCAGAGAAAGAAAACUUGGAAAAAUUUGUUACACUUCAACAACAAUAUUCAUUAUUGUGUCGAAAUAUAGAAUGGGAUACAGUGGAUGUAUGUCGAAAUGAAGGUCUUGGUAUUUUACCUUGGUCACCACUGGCUGGCGGCUGGCUUUCUGGCAAAUAUGAUCGAUCAACAGAAAAGCCAGAUGACAACUGA